Humulus lupulus (European hop) is the source of this 2582-nucleotide messenger RNA. RefSeq names its product putative disease resistance RPP13-like protein 1. Gene Ontology annotation, molecular function: ADP binding. The record is from RefSeq and is a predicted model, not a curated record. Gene Ontology annotation, biological process: defense response to other organism. Bases 235 to 2574 code for a protein of 779 amino acids. The transcript has 2 exons. Lineage: Eukaryota; Viridiplantae; Streptophyta; Magnoliopsida; Rosales; Cannabaceae.
AAAUAAAAUAAAAAGAAAGAGAAUAGGAUGUGAUUUUUAUGCUCAUACGACACUUGUAUAAAGUAAUGUAGUAUGUCGUAGAAGGAAGUGAUACAAAGAAAAAAAUCCUCUGACGAAUAAAUAAAAAAUCUGUGCACACCUUAACUUUGCUACUAUACUUCUCUCGAACCCUUCUACUACAUUUUCGGUCUUUGAUUGUCUUUCAUUUCUUUCUCUGAACCAACAAAUUCCGAGAUGGCUCUUGAAGUGAUUGGUGGAUCUUUUCUGUCUGCUUUGUUCCAGACGAUGUUUGACAAGAUAGCUUCUCCGGAGAUGGUGAGCUUUUUUCGCAAAAGGAAACUCAACCAUGGGUUGCUCCAUAAACUCAAGAUUGUGCUGUUGUCUGCUAAUUCAGUGAUUGAUGAUGCUGAGGAGAAGCAACUGAAUCCUCUUGUGAGAAAGUGGCUUCACGAACUCAAGGAAGCCACUUAUGAUGCUGAGGACUUGUUGGAUGCCAUUGCGACUGAAGCUUUGCAGAGAGAGAUAAAAAGCCGUGCAUCUUCAAGCAGGAAAAUGAAGGAAAAGAAACUUGUCUCAACUUUGUUCUCUAGUACUGCUUCUGCUUUUGAUUAUGCAUUAGAGCGAAAGAUAGAAGAGAUUCUUGAUGGGUUGAAGUUUAUUCUUGAGCAAAAGGAUGUAUUGGGUUUAAAAGAGGGUUUUCAAAACAGAGUUUCACAAAGAUUACCAUCAACUUCUUUGGUAGAUGAAUCGUGUGUCUAUGGUAGGGAUUCUUUCGGGGAGAAAAUUUGUCACUUGUUGUUCUUAAAUGAUAAUCAUGGUGGCGACAGGAUAUCUAUAAUUCCCAUAGUUGGUAUGGGUGGGAUUGGCAAGACUACACUUGCUGGUCUAGUUUAUAAUGAUGACAGAGUGAAGGUGUUUGAUGUUAAAGCAUGGGUUACUGUCUCAGAUGAUUUCAAUAUCACUAGAAUAACAAAAACGAUUCUCGGUCAUGUGGUUGAACCCAAACUAUUUGAUGAUAUCAACGUCUUAAAUCAACUUCAGGUAAAAUUGAAGGAGGUUUUAAGAGAGAGAAAGUUUUUCUUUGUUCUAGAUGAUGUUUGGAACAAUAAUUAUGGCCGUUGGAAUCUCUUAAUGUGUGCUUUUGAAUCUGGAGCACAAGGGAGUAAGAUCAUUGUAACCACUCGCCAUGAAGAAAUUGCAUCAAUGGUGACUACUCUUCCAGCUCUUAAACUAGAGACAUUAUCUAAUGAAGACUGUUGGCAAUUAUUUGUAAAACAUGCCUUUGUUCAUGUCCCUGUAGGUGCAUAUCAAAAGUUCGAAAUUAUUGGUAGACAAAUUGUUGAAAAAUGCAAAGGCCUCCCUUUGGCUGUGAAAACUCUUGCUGGUCUACUACGGUCCGAAUCAAAUUUGGAGAACUGGGAGAAGAUACUAAAUAGUAAAAUUUGGGAGUUGCCUAGUGACAAGAACAAUAUUCUUCCAGCUUUAUGGUUAAGCUAUCACUACCUACCACCUCACUUAAAGCGAUGUUUCGCCUAUUGCUCAUUAUUUCCUAAAGAUUUCGAAUUUAGUAAAGAAAAGUUGAUUUUGUUGUGGAUAGCAGAAGAUUUUUUACCACACCAAAAGUAUAAAAAUCUCGAAGAAGUUGGAAAUGAAUACUUUGACGAUCUAACAUCGAGGUCAUUAUUUCAAAUGUCAUAUACUACUACAUCCGGCUGGUCAUUUUCUGAGGUAGAUGUCUUCGGCAUGCAUGAUCUUGUGAAUGAUCUAGCCAACUUUAUAUCGGGAGAGUUUUGUCUUGUACUGGAUAAUACUGACUCUACUUCAGUUGCUAUAAGCAAGAGUAUUCGUCACUUGUCGUAUGUUGAAGAAAAUGUUUAUGACCAUAAUAUCUUUGAAGGUCUAUCUCAAGCAAAAUCUCUACGCUCCUUAGGAUUGGCAAGUGUGGACAAUAGAAUUCUUGCAGGGUCAAAUAAAUUACCAGACGAUUUAUUGCAAAGAGCAUUAUUAUCAACAACACUAAGAGUUUUGUCUCUCAGUGGAUAUGCUUAUGAAGAGUUGCCAGAUUCAUUUGGAAAUUUGAAACAUCUAAGAUAUUUGGAUCUAUCCUAUGGUCUUUUAAGAAGACUACCUGACACAGUGUGUAGUUUGCUCAAUUUGCAGAUACUACUGUUGUCAUUUUGUAGAAAUCUUAGGUUAUUACCAAAUAAUAUGGGAGGUCUGAUCAGCUUGCAACAUCUCGAUAUUGAAGAAACACCUUUGGAGAAUAUGCCACAGGACCUGUGCCAUCUAAAAAAUUUGCAAAGGCUAUCUGAUUUUGUCUUGGGUGAAUGUAGUGGGUCUAGCAUCAGCCAAUUAGAAAAGCUUCACAACUUACGCGGAAGACUCUGUAUUUCAGGGCUUCACAGUAUCUGUGUUUCUGAUAAUAUUUCAGAGACUACUCUGCAGAAUAUGAAGCAUGUGAGUGAGUUGACUUUGAUAUGGGGUGGUGAUAUCAGCGAUUCUGAGACUCAAAAUGUAGUGCUUGGUAAGCUUCAACCUGGUACAAAUUUGAAGAAACUCAGCAUUAAAUGUUAGUGGUACAA